Messenger RNA from Mus musculus (house mouse), 4482 nucleotides. It is a transcript of the gene Cpne8, whose product is annotated as copine VIII. The transcript is spliced from 20 exons. The record is from RefSeq and is a predicted model, not a curated record. Gene Ontology annotation, molecular function: calcium-dependent phospholipid binding. The coding region runs from base 1766 to 2977 and encodes 403 amino acids. Lineage: Eukaryota; Metazoa; Chordata; Mammalia; Rodentia; Muridae.
AUUACUAAAUGGAAAACUACCUUUGCAGAUAUAAUAUCACAGUGCCUCCUCAAGUGGAAAUGUUUCGAAUUACCAUUUGCCAACCACUGCUGGAGUCUGGGAGUCUGGGUAAGGGACAGGAAGGAUUGGUUUUCUUUGAUUUCUGUGUAGCAUAGGCCUUUUAAAGUCUCUCUUAAUUCCAAAUACAAGUUUGUCUUCUUCUUCCCCCUCCCUCCCUGGGAAUUCCUCAAAAGGUGGCUUCAGGUUGCCACCUGUGCUGUUGGUUGACUGUCUUUAUUUUUCAGUGACAGUGACAGUGGAAGUGAGUGGUAGCUUUUGAGAUGUGACUUUUUAGUUCUUGCCUACCUUAUCAAUCAUAAAAUACUGAAACUAACUCUUAUAUUUUGGCACUCGAGUGUGCGUGUGCAUGCAUGUGUGUGCAUGUGUAUAUGCAUGAGUGUUUGUGUCAGUGCACAUGUGUGCAUUGUGUGUGUAUGCAUGUGUGUAUGUGUGUGUGUGUAUGUCUGUGUGUGAUUGUUUUUGUGUGUAAAUCAGAGACCAACAUUCAUAUUUUCCUCCACUUUUCUUCACCUCACAUUUUGAGGCAGAGUUUUUCACAGAAUCAGCAGCUUGCUGAUUUUGCAAAACUGCCUGGCUGUUGAAUUUCAGGGACCCACCUAUCUCUGCUUCCCCUGGGUAGAGUAUAUAGGCAUAUGGUGCACUACCUGGCUUUUAACAUGUGUGAUGGGGCCCUGAUCUCAGUCUUCAGGUUUUUGUAGUAAGCACUUACUGACUGAGCCAUCUUCCUGGCACCUGGACUUAACUUUCUAAUGAUAAUCCAGUAUUAUACAAUGUAUAAUGCAAUGUAUAGGGUUGUAUUAUUGCUGUCGAGGAUAACAGAAUAGCCCAAUGUUCGUCUUCUGAUUUUACAUUAUUCUGUUACAGAUGUGAAAAUACAUGCAACAUUUUAACUCAAUAGUUGUAUUCGCUUUGCCUAGUCUUUUGUAUGCCUCUACUAGAAAGAUUGGUUAAGCAAGAUCUAUGUGCUCAUCAGAAAUCACCAGACUAGAAGGUUGUUUGCAACAGCCCUUCAGGGCUACAUAGAAGGAGUCUCUACUGCCUGCUGUUAUGUGUGUCCAUGAGGCCACAAGCUCUGAGUUGCUACGUUUUUAUUAGUAACUGAUUCUCACUUCAUUUGGGGAAGUCGGUCCAAGCAUCUGCAGGGUCUCAAUGAUGAGUUAAAAGGAAACCUGAAUUAUUGACCUCUGCACGGACAUUGCAGUUCCACAGGGUAGAGAAUGAGAUCAUUGCUCAACUGUAAUGCAGGCCAAGGAAAGGAAUCCACUGGUCGCCAGGCUGAAUAAGAGAAGCAAGAGGCAGAGAGUUCAUAUUUAGUUCCAUAAAUCUCCUUGAUAGAGAUACAUUUUCUAAGUCGGAUCCAAUUUGUGUCCUAUAUACACAAGCAGUUGGGAAUAAAGAAUGGAGAGAGUUUGGAAGAACUGAAGUGAUCGAUAAUACUUUGAAUCCUGAUUUUGUAAGAAAGUUUAUCCUGGAUUAUUUCUUUGAAGAAAGAGAGAAUCUUCGUUUUGACUUAUAUGAUGUUGAUUCUAAGAGUCCCAACUUGUCCAAACAUGACUUUCUGGGACAAGUGUUUUGUACAUUGGGGGAGAUUGUUGGUUCACAGGGAAGUCGCCUGGAAAAGCCAAUAGUAGGAAUUCCAGGCAGGAAAUGUGGGACAAUCAUACUGACGGCAGAGGAGCUAAACUGCUGCAGGGAUGCUGUCUUGAUGCAGUUCUGUGCAAACAAAUUGGAUAAGAAGGAUUUCUUUGGGAAGUCAGAUCCUUUCCUGGUAUUUUAUCGAAGCAAUGAGGAUGGAAGCUUUACAAUUUGCCACAAGACAGAAGUGGUCAAAAACACUCUAAAUCCUGUGUGGCAAGCGUUCAAGAUCUCAGUGCGAGCAUUGUGCAAUGGGGACUAUGACAGAACAAUCAAGGUAGAAGUGUACGACUGGGACCGAGACGGGAGUCAUGAUUUCAUUGGAGAAUUCACAACAAGCUAUCGGGAGCUCGCAAGAGGGCAGUCACAAUUCAACGUCUAUGAGGUGGUGAAUCCCAAAAAGAAAGGAAAAAAGAAAAAAUACACCAAUUCAGGAACAGUAACCUUAUUGUCCUUCUUGGUGGAAACAGAAGUCUCCUUCCUGGACUAUAUUAAAGGAGGAACGCAGAUCAACUUCACGGUGGCCAUUGAUUUUACAGCAUCAAAUGGAAACCCUGCCCAGCCAACUUCUCUCCACUAUAUGAACCCUUACCAACUGAAUGCCUAUGGAAUGGCACUGAAGGCUGUAGGAGAAAUCGUUCAAGAUUAUGACAGUGAUAAGAUGUUCCCAGCCCUGGGUUUUGGUGCAAAGCUGCCUCCAGAUGGAAGGAUAUCUCACGAGUUUGCCCUGAAUGGCAACCCUCAGAAUCCUUACUGUGAUGGCAUUGAAGGUGUCAUGGAAGCUUACUAUAGAAGUCUGAAGUCUGUCCAGUUGUAUGGGCCAACCAACUUUGCUCCCGUAAUAAACCACGUAGCAAGAUACGCAUCCUCUGUAAAAGAUGGCUCCCAGUACUUUGUGCUUCUCAUUGUGACGGACGGCGUCAUCUCAGAUAUGGCUCAAACUAAAGAAUCCAUAGUUAAUGCCUCAAAGCUUCCCAUGUCAAUAAUAAUAGUAGGUGUGGGACCUGCAGAAUUUGAUGCAAUGGUUGAAUUGGAUGGAGAUGAUGUAAGAGUUUCCUCCAGAGGGAAAUAUGCUGAAAGAGAUAUUGUACAGUUUGUGCCGUUCAGGGAUUAUAUUGACAGAAGUGGAAACCACAUACUCAGCAUGGCGAGACUGGCCAAAGAUGUCUUAGCUGAGAUCCCAGAGCAGUUCCUUUCCUACAUGAGAGCCAGAGGAAUCAAGCCAUCACCGGCGCCCCCGCCGUACACCCCUCCUACACACGUGCUGCAGACGCAAAUAUGACCACGCCCAGAUGCUGAUGUCCCUCACACGCCAGUCGGAACUGCGAAGCCUGUGCUUUGAUCCUGGUGCUCUGCUUUGAACCAGGGAAUGAGACACUUUCUCAGUUUGGUUUCAGCAGUCCUGGAAAAUGUGCUUUCUUGGAUCCAAAUUACAUUCUCUUCCUAAACCAAAACUGUAAAUAGGGUUGUUGCAUGAGCAACCGGGAAAUUGUUUAAGAUGCUUGAAGCAAAGUAGAGAUGUCUUCUCUAAUUUUUGAAUAUUUUUGUUUUUUUGUUCAUGACGGAAUAGUAAAUUUCCAAUGUAUUAUUGGGAAAAAGCACAAGCUACAUUUUUAACACAAAUGUUGUCCUUGACUGCUACAUAUAUAGGCCGGCAGUCUCUGUGUCGAUGUUUACACGUUACUACUUUUUAAAUUUCAAUACUUUUAUAACUGUUCUUAAGAGUAAGUUUUAAAUAUUGAAUCCUUUGUCUUCUAAAUUGCAAUAGCUAUAAUCACAGGAGCAAUAUCUCUUUGAAUGACUGUCUGGACAUUCAUGGUAUGAAUAAGGGAAGAGAAGGAGGUAGAAUCUACUUAGUGAUUAAUAUCCAUUUUGGUCAACCGUGGGAGUUUCAACUUAUAAACAGAUGUGGCCCUGUAAUAUGCAUUUUUUUCAUGGACUUUGGGUUUAAAUUUAGACUGCAGUCAAUUUAUCUUUCAAAUGCCAACUAGAAGCAAUGAACAGGCAAACAUCGUGAACUGUUAAUGCACAGAAUAUACUUUGUAUAAAAACCACCAUCCUUAUAACACUAUGAUUUAGUGUGUAAAAACAAGACUAUAUAACUCCAAACCAUGUAGCAGGUGUAUUGAACUUUGUAUUCAGUUAUAUCCUGUCUAGAUAUUUUGAUUCAAAGGGAUACUGGCUCUCUUGCUUUGGAAUUUAUAUUCUCACCCUUCCAUCUUGCCUUCACGGGUUGCACAGGCUGGAGUCUCUUGUGAGUUCUCAGUUCCACGUACACACAACCCUGUGACUUAGCACACAACACGUUUGUGAAAUAAACUCAUUCCUGUGCCCCAACCUGCCUGUUUGUGAAAUAACCCAUCCCUCUACCCUGACCUGCCUGCUCACAACCAAUUCUAAAUAGUUUUCAAUGUACAGUUUUUAUACGAAUUACAGUUUUGUGAAGUUACGUCUACAUUUCUUUAGAACAAAUGGCCUUAAAUUCUCACAGAAUUCCUGGAAAUGAUUGUGAAUUGCCUUCAAAAUACAGAAAUGUGUAUUUGUUUGUUGUUCUUUUUUGUGUCAACAGUGUGACUGCUUUCUAACCUCUCUGCCUCCCCCUCUUUGCUACUUGGAUUCUUCCUAUUGUGUGUGCUCUUGCCACAACUUGGAUCUAUGGUGACUUUUAUAAGCAUGAAGCUGUUUUACUGGAGAAUAUGCAUAAUCCUCAUAGCUAACAGAGUCACAGUUACAUAACUGUGACGUGAAUUGUCCAUUUUUAAGUACCUAUUAAAACAUUUAAAAGGA